This is a messenger RNA of Macroventuria anomochaeta, 567 nucleotides long. Its product is annotated as DUF1771-domain-containing protein. The annotation marks the transcript as partial. The record is from RefSeq and is a predicted model, not a curated record. Lineage: Eukaryota; Fungi; Ascomycota; Dothideomycetes; Pleosporales; Didymellaceae. The transcript has 2 exons.
AUAGCCGCCAUGGAAAUGCUGUCAAUGGGCUCGCGCUCGCUCAACCACUCCAAUAGCGAUGCCGAAGCAGAGUACGACCGUCUCCGCGAUCUCGCCCGCCAGGAAGCUGCAAAGCGCAGUUCCUGCUUCGACCGCGCCCACCAGGCCUACGAAUCCGGCGACGGCGCGCGCGCCCACGAGCUCUCUGAAGAAGGAAAACAACAUGCCGCAAAGAUGGAGCAAUACAACCGUCAAGCGCGCGACUACAUCUUCCGCGAGAACAACGCAAACGGCCAUGUGCAAGACGACACGAUCGACCUGCACGGUCUCUUCGUUGAGGAGGCCGAGGACGUGCUCGAGGAGCGCAUCAAGGCCGCGCGAAGUCGGGGCGAGGACCACUUGCACGUCAUCGUGGGCAAAGGAAACCACAGCCGCAAUCAUGUGCAGAAGAUCAAGCCCAGGGUUGAGCAUGUCUGCCGCGAACUGGGUCUCCAGUACCAGACCGAGGAGAACGAGGGUCGCAUUUACGUAAACCUCCAGGGCGGCGCCGUACACAGCAUGCCUCCCCCGCCGCAGCAUCCGCAGUAU